Molecule: messenger RNA, 1966 nt
Organism: Herpailurus yagouaroundi (jaguarundi)
Lineage: Eukaryota; Metazoa; Chordata; Mammalia; Carnivora; Felidae
Gene: NADK
Product: NAD kinase
Exons: 12
Coding region: 119-1486 (455 amino acids)
Biological process (GO): NADP+ biosynthetic process; NAD+ metabolic process
Molecular function (GO): NAD+ kinase activity
Source: RefSeq, a predicted model, not a curated record
GCGUUAAUCUUUGUCCGGGCACGCUUCGGAGAUAUUGCAGGCUGGGGUCCACCGCAGUAAAGCAAAUCCUGCGAUCAAGCAUCAGUGUUCUUCUGAUCCAAGGCCUCAUUUACCCACCAUGGAAACGGAACAAGAGAAAGUCAGCGUGAGCAAGGCGCCUGGCACAGACUCGGCCUCUUACCGCUGCUCCGCAUGCCAUGGGGACGAGGCCUGGGGGCCCGGCCAUCCCACCCGGGGACGGGCCAAGUCCCGCAGCCUGUCUGCCUCGCCCGCCCUGGCGAGCACCAAAGAGUUCAGGAGGACACGCUCUCUCCACGGGCCGUGCCCGGUGACCACGUUUGGACCAAAGGCCUGCGUACUGCAGAACCCCCAGACCAUCAUGCACAUCCAGGACCCUGCCAGCCAGCGGUUGACGUGGAACAAGUCCCCAAAGAGUGUUCUUGUCAUCAAGAAGAUCCGGGACGCCAGCCUGCUGCAGCCCUUCAAGGAGCUCUGUGUGUACCUGAUGGAGGAGAACAACAUGAUUGUGUAUGUGGAGAAGAAAGUUCUAGAAGACCCUGCCAUAGUGAGCGAUGACAACUUUGGACCAGUGAAGAAGAAAUUCUGCACCUUCAGAGAAGAUUAUGAUGACAUUUCCAAUCAGAUCGAUUUCAUCAUAUGCCUGGGAGGGGAUGGGACCCUGCUUUAUGCCUCCUCCCUCUUCCAGGGCAGCGUGCCUCCGGUCAUGGCGUUCCAUCUGGGUUCCCUGGGCUUCCUGACCCCCUUCAACUUUGAGAACUUUCAGUCCCAAGUUACUCAGGUGAUACAGGGCAACGCGGCUGUCAUUCUUCGGAGCCGGCUGAAGGUCAGGGUCGUGAAGGAACUCAGAGGGAAGAAGACGGCCUUCCCCAACGGGGUCAGCGAGAACGGAGUGCUGGCCGCGGAGGCUGGGAAGCAGGCCAUGCAGUACCAGGUCCUGAACGAGGUGGUGAUCGACAGAGGCCCCUCCUCAUACCUGUCCAAUGUGGAUGUCUACCUGGACGGGCAUCUCAUCACCACGGUACAGGGUGACGGGGUGAUCGUCUCCACCCCGACGGGCAGCACGGCGUAUGCGGCCGCCGCCGGGGCCUCCAUGAUCCACCCCAACGUGCCGGCCAUCAUGAUCACGCCCAUCUGCCCCCACUCGCUGUCAUUCCGGCCCAUCGUGGUCCCCGCGGGGGUCGAGCUGAAGAUCAUGCUGUCACCAGAAGCCAGGAACACUGCGUGGGUGUCCUUCGAUGGACGGAAGAGACAGGAGAUCCGCCACGGAGACAGCAUCAGCAUCACUACCUCUUGCUACCCACUUCCCUCCAUCUGCGUCCGAGACCCCGUGAGCGACUGGUUUGAGAGCCUGGCGCAGUGUCUGCACUGGAACGUGCGGAAGAAGCAGGCGUACUUCGAGGAGGAGGAGGAGGAGGAAGAGGAGGAGGAGGACGAGGACGAGGGGGAGGAGGGGGAGGAGGGCUAGGCCUGAGCUCCUGCUGUCCACACCCGGGACCCCAGAGUCCCAAAGCUGUUCUGCUGCCUCCUUCCCCUCGCCCUCCGGGAGCGGGCUGGCCUGAGCACGUGUGCUGUGCGCCCCGCGCGCGGGCGUCACGGGUCCCGGCGCUUUGGUCUGUAGCCAGAGGAAGAGCCGCUUUGGUCUGCCUUUCGUCGACCAGAUCAGCUGUUUUUAACAUUUUAAAUCUGACUUCUUUUUUGCAUUUCUAAACAAGAAAAGUGAGUGACGGCGAGGGACUCUGAAGCAGACACCAUGCUUACCCAUGUUGUGGGUCAGAGCCUGGGUCCUGGGGCAGGGACACCCAGCUGGACGUGCUUUUUGUAAUUUCUUGUCAGGAAACUUGUGCUUAAAUCAGUCUGUUGAAAUUCAGAGGGGAUCAGAGCGGAUUGAUCUGUCUUUCCAUGUCGAAAAUAAAUGUCUCGUAGCCAAAAAUCUCACUUUAAGCUA